This is a messenger RNA of Scatophagus argus, 5069 nucleotides long. It is a transcript of the gene sf3b3, whose product is annotated as splicing factor 3b, subunit 3. Gene Ontology annotation, molecular function: protein binding; U2 snRNA binding. The transcript has 27 exons. NCBI's taxonomy places the organism in Eukaryota, Metazoa, Chordata, Actinopteri, Scatophagidae. Gene Ontology annotation, cellular component: U2 snRNP; nucleus. The record is from RefSeq and is a predicted model, not a curated record. Gene Ontology annotation, biological process: mRNA splicing, via spliceosome. Bases 229 to 3882 code for a protein of 1217 amino acids.
CAGGCACCGAGUGGGUCACCUCACGUGACGGCGUUUAUGCUCACGAAGGACCCAGAAACGGCGGCUCAUCGUCGGCUUCCCGGAGUUGGAAGGGAAUUAUCAGUGUAAAUGCAACAUUAUCCAUCUAAAAUCAGAAUCAUCUUAUCAAACACGCCGUUUUGAGACGGGCUAAGUGCUCCGUUUGCAGCCCCUGAAGAACCUUGUGGGGGAAGCCACAGAAAGGGAGCCAUGUUUCUGUACAACAUCACCCUGCAGCGCGCCACAGGCAUCACUCAUGCCAUCCAUGGAAACUUCUCAGGAACCAAGAUGCAGGAAAUUGUCGUCUCCAGGGGAAAGAUUUUAGAAUUGUUGCGACCAGAUGCCAACACAGGAAAGGUGCACACGCUGCUUACGGUGGAGGUGUUCGGCAUUGUAAGGUCCCUGAUGGCCUUCAGGCUCACUGGAGGAACCAAAGACUACAUUGUUGUUGGAAGUGACAGUGGUCGCAUCGUCAUCCUGGAAUAUCAUCCAUCAAAGAACAUGUUUGAGAAGAUCCACCAGGAAACAUUUGGGAAGAGCGGCUGCAGACGCAUUGUCCCUGGACAGUUCCUAGCUGUUGACCCAAAAGGCAGAGCUGUUAUGAUAGGAGCGAUAGAGAAACAGAAGCUGGUUUACAUCCUGAACAGAGAUGCAGCUGCACGAUUGACCAUCUCCUCUCCAUUGGAAGCCCAUAAAGCAAACACGCUGGUCUACCAUGUGGUAGGAGUCGAUGUCGGGUUUGAAAAUCCCAUGUUUGCCUGCCUCGAGAUGGACUAUGAGGAAGCUGACAAUGACCCAACAGGAGAAGCUGCCGCCAACACGCAGCAGACGCUCACUUUUUAUGAGUUGGACCUCGGUUUGAAUCACGUCGUCCGCAAGUACAGUGAGGCUUUGGAGGAGCAUGGGAAUUUCCUCAUCACUGUCCCUGGAGGUUCGGACGGGCCCAGCGGGGUUCUGAUCUGCUCUGAAAACUACAUCACGUACAAGAAUUUUGGAGACCAGCCUGACAUUCGCUGUCCCAUCCCACGACGCAGGAAUGACCUGGAUGACCCGGAGCGUGGCAUGAUAUUUGUCUGCUCGGCCACCCACAAAACCAAGUCCAUGUUCUUCUUCCUGGCCCAGACUGAGCAAGGAGACAUUUUUAAGGUUACCCUGGAAACAGAUGAAGAAAUGGUCACAGAAAUAAGGCUGAAGUACUUUGAUACGAUCCCCGUGGCAACAGCCAUGUGCGUCCUGAAGACUGGCUUCUUGUUUGUCUCUUCAGAGUUUGGAAACCAUUACCUUUACCAGAUCGCCCACCUGGGUGAUGAUGACGAUGAGCCAGAGUUCUCCUCUGCAAUGCCCCUGGAAGAGGGAGACACAUUUUUCUUCCAGCCUCGGCCCCUCAAAAACCUUGUGCUGGUGGACGAACAGGAGAACUUGUCACCCAUCAUGUCCUGUCAGAUUGCAGAUUUGGCCAAUGAAGAUACACCACAGUUGUAUGUCGCCUGUGGACGAGGGCCCCGAUCUACUUUGAGGGUCCUUAGACAUGGACUGGAGGUAUCAGAGAUGGCUGUGUCUGAGCUACCUGGUAACCCCAAUGCUGUGUGGACAGUACGCAGACAUGUUGAAGAUGAAUUCGAUGCCUACAUCAUUGUCUCUUUCGUGAAUGCUACCCUGGUCCUGUCCAUCGGGGAGACUGUAGAGGAAGUGACAGAUUCUGGGUUUCUUGGAACAACGCCCACUCUCUCCUGCUCACUGCUCGGUGAAGACGCCCUGGUGCAGGUGUACCCAGACGGUAUCCGCCACAUCCGAGCAGACAAGCGUGUGAAUGAGUGGAAAACACCUGGCAAAAAAACCAUUGUCCGCUGUGCUGUGAACCAGCGACAGGUUGUUAUUGCACUAACUGGAGGGGAGCUGGUCUACUUUGAGAUGGACCCGUCCGGCCAGCUGAACGAGUACACGGAACGGAAGGAGAUGUCUGCAGAUGUGGUUUGUAUGAGCCUGGCUAAUGUUCCGCCUGGUGAGCAGCGUUCAAGAUUCCUGGCCGUGGGACUGGUUGACAACACUGUCCGAAUCAUCUCCCUGGACCCUUCGGAUUGCCUGCAGCCAUUGAGCAUGCAGGCCUUGCCAGCCCAGCCAGAGAGUCUGUGUAUUGUCGAGAUGGGAGGAGUUGAGAAACAGGAUGAGCUUGGAGAAAAGGGAACCAUCGGCUUCCUCUACCUCAACAUAGGACUUCAGAAUGGUGUGCUGCUGAGGACUGUACUGGACCCAGUGACAGGGGACCUAUCAGAUACCAGAACACGCUAUCUGGGUUCAAGACCUGUCAAACUCUUCAGAGUCAGGAUGCAGGGACAGGAAGCUGUUCUGGCAAUGUCCAGUCGCUCGUGGCUCAGCUACUCAUACCAGUCUCGCUUCCAUCUGACCCCACUGUCGUAUGAGACUCUGGAGUAUGCCUCUGGCUUUGCCUCCGAGCAAUGCCCUGAAGGCAUAGUGGCCAUCUCCACCAACACGCUGAGAAUCUUGGCGUUGGAGAAAUUAGGAGCCGUCUUCAACCAGGUCGCCUUUCCUCUGCAGUACACUCCCAGGAAAUUUGUAAUCCAUCCGGAGACCAACAACCUCAUUUUGAUCGAGACUGACCACAAUGCAUACACUGAGGCAACCAAAGCUCAGAGAAAGCAGCAGAUGGCUGAGGAGAUGGUGGAGGCCGCUGGUGAGGAUGAAAGAGAACUGGCUGCUGAGAUGGCUGCUGCCUUCCUCAAUGAGAAUCUUCCAGAAGCCAUUUUUGGUGCACCCAAAGCUGGAGCAGGACAGUGGGCCUCACUUGUGCGUCUCGUCAACCCCAUACAGGGUUCAACACUGGACCAGGUGCAGUUGGAACAGAACGAAGCUGCGUUCAGUGUUGCAGUGUGUCGUUUCCCCAACACAGGAGAUGAUUGGUAUGUUCUGGUGGGUGUUGCAAGAGACAUGAUUCUCAACCCCAGAUCAGUGGGCGGCGGUUUCAUCUACACCUAUCGACUCACUGGUGGAGGGGAGAAGCUGGAGUUUGUGCACAAGACCCCAGUAGAGGAUGUCCCUCUGGCCAUUGCUCCGUUCCAGGGACGAGUCCUGGUGGGAGUUGGGAAACUGCUGAGAAUCUAUGACCUGGGCAAAAAGAAGCUGCUUCGCAAGUGUGAAAACAAGCACGUUCCCAACCUGGUGACUGGCAUCCAUACCAUCGGCCAGCGGGUGAUUGUGUCUGACGUUCAGGAGAGCCUGUUUUGGGUUCGUUACCGACGCAAUGAGAACCAGCUCAUCAUCUUUGCUGAUGACACGUAUCCUCGCUGGGUGACCACAGCCUGUCUGCUGGACUAUGACACCAUGGCCUCUGCUGACAAGUUUGGGAACAUCAGCAUAGUGCGUUUGCCCCCCAACACGAGUGAUGAUGUGGAUGAAGACCCCACAGGGAACAAAGCUUUAUGGGACAGAGGCCUCCUUAAUGGAGCAUCACAGAAGGCAGAGGUGGUAGUGAACUACCACGUAGGAGAGACCGUGUUAUCCCUCCAGAAAACCACUCUUAUCCCUGGAGGUUCAGAGUCCCUGGUCUACACCACUCUGUCUGGAGGCAUCGGCAUACUGGUCCCAUUCACCUCACAUGAGGACCAUGACUUCUUCCAGCAUUUAGAGAUGCAUAUGCGCUCUGAGUUCCCUCCACUAUGUGGCAGAGACCAUCUCAGCUUUAGAUCCUACUACUUCCCAGUUAAGAAUGUGAUAGAUGGAGAUCUGUGUGAGCAGUUCAACAGUAUGGACCCUCACAAACAGAAAAGUGUGGCAGAAGAGCUGGACAGAACGCCACCUGAAGUCUCUAAAAAACUGGAGGACAUUCGCACUCGCUACGCAUUCUAAAUCGUACACCUUCAUAAAGCAGGGGUGGACAGAUCAUAGCACGCUUGCUGUGCUGCAGUAUGACCUUUUGGACACAGACUGACAGACACGUCUGGGUUGUUAUAUGACUGACUGUGGGCAGACACAUGUUAGAACAUGGAAACUUACCAGAAGUUAUAACUUGUAUUUCCCCCUGCAUCGCUCAGCUGUGAUGCACCUAUUUCAAAGUGUGAACAAUCACCCCCAAUGCUGUGUCAGCUGCAUUACUGUCAUCCCAUCCAUGUAUAAACAAUUACUGAAAAUUUUCUCUAAGCUUUGUCACACCUCCGCUGUGUUGCUGAUUCUGCAGAAACCACACACACACAUAGCUGACCCACAAGACACCAUAACAUGGAAACAUUACAGCCUUGGCCGUUGUUCUACUGUGUUCCCACAGUUGCCUCCAUUCACACUUUGCAGCUGUGUGAACAGAAUUCACAUGCACCCGAUUUUGUCGAGCAACCGCGCUGCCGUCUGCACCCUCAGAGUACAUUCAUACUCUGCCCAAAUCAUUUGUCAUCAUCUGUGAGCAAGUGAAUUUUAUUUAAUAGCCUUUUAGCUCAUGCCAAGCAGAAGAGUCUCAUGGACACGAUGUGUAGAUAGAUCGCAGCCUGGGCAGAAGAUCUUUGAAAGCUGAGUGUUUUUAGUGUCUGUUAUUUAGGUGUUUUUCAGUUUGUGUUCUCUAUCUUUGAUCUCAGCAAAAUUAAAUAAACAUGUUUUUGUAUGGUAUGAUUUUUUUUUUAUGUGUAAUGAACUGAUUAGAACAAUCUGUUAUGAUGCAUAUACCACAUUCCAAGAUUAGGUCUUUGUUAGCCCCUCGACUACCCAUCUGUUAUCUGCAGGUAGCAUGUCGGCCCCGGCCUCACUAAAGCAUAUUACUGAUUUGCAACUGGAACCAAACAGAAGCCAGCAUCUAACCCACUCUAAGCCUCAGGCCACAGUGCAAGAAGUGUCGCCAUGCUGUGGCAUUAGACACUGGCUGAACUCAGACUAAAUAAGUGGGUGGAAGAAUACUGAACGUUAGCACUGGGUGUUGUUCUUCUCAGUCCUGUAAAUUCCCAACCUCAGACAUAGCAUUCCUUAGUAGUCACUGAAUUUAGGGGUUUGUGGGAUGGGGGCAGUGGUCUGUUUUGUAAAUAAAGUUGGGUUUUUUUGUGUGUGCUUUAUAA